AUGGUAUCUGCCCCACUUCGGUGUAGUAAGGAGGACCGUGCCACUACAAAAGUUAGUGUAGUGUACGACGGCGCCGCCAAUUACCAAAAUAAAAGCCUCAAUGUUGAAAUGCUUACAGGUCCUAAGCUUCAGCAGGACAUCGUGGAUAUCUUGGUUAUGUUUCGGAGGGGAGCAUUCGCCAUCGUAGGAGACAUCAGGGAGAUGUUCAGUCAAAUAGUGCUCAGGGAGGAGGAUCGUCGAUUUCAUAGGAUAUUGUGGCGGGACUUAGAUGCAGAUUCACCUAUUAAAGUGUAUGAAGCCUCGAGAUUGCCAUUUGGGGACCGAGCAUCGCCCUUCUUGGCCCAGUUCACCAUUCGAACUAAUGCUGAGCGGAAUCAGGAUGCCUAUCCAUUGGCUGCUGAGUCCUGCCUGCAGUUCAUUUACAUAGACGACGUAAUGAGGUCCUUGGACACAGUCCCACAGAUCAUACAACUCUGUCGUGAGUUAACUGCGAUGCUGCACGAGGCAGAAUGGGACAUUCGAAAAUUCAUUAGCAAUAGCGUAGAAGCACUCCAGGACAUACCACCUGAAGACAGGGCACCAAACAUCGUAAAUCUUGAAGAAUCUGAGCUUCCUAGUGUUAAGGCCCUUGGAAUUAAAUGGGAUGCAGGGAAAGAUGUGUUUGGAUAUUCUUAUACCCUACCGGAAUUAGAAGUAGUCUCCAAGCGCACCCUGUUAAGUCUCAUGGCAAGGUUGUUCGACCCCUUGCAGCUACUCGCACCGUUUGUCAUCAGGGCCAAGAUCCUUCUUCAACAUGCCUGGAUUGAGGGACUAGGCUGGGAUGAGGAGUUUCCUGAAGCUCUGGACAAACAGGUGCGAGUCUGGGCUGAAGAGCUACCACUUGUUGUCAGGUAUGAACUACCUAGGUGUCUAAAGUCAACAGAGAGCACACCGGAAAGGAUGGAAAUCCAUACUUUCGCAGACGCCUCAAGUCUGGCCUACGCGGCAGCCAUCUAUUUAAGAUGUCUGUAUUCAGAUGUAUCAGUCACAGUCAGGAUUGCCUUGGCAGCCGCAAAGGCCCGUGUAGCCCCACUGAAAGCAAUUAGCAUACCGAGGUUGGAGCUCAUACUCAGGCUGGCGGUGAAAACUCAGAAAUUACUUGGAGUGACAACCCUGCAUUUUUGGACCGACAGCAUGGAUGUUGUACACUGGAUCCAUGGACAGUCUAGGCGAUAUAAACCAUUUGUGUCACAUAGAGUCGCUGAGAUUCCGGAAAAAUCAAGUCCACAACAGUGGAGACACGUGCCGGGUGAACAGAAUCCUGCGGAUCUGGGGACUAGAGGAUCCAGCUUGGAGAAUCUCAUCGAAGAGAGUUUCUGGACAGAAGGACCUGCUUUCCUGCAAUUGGAGGAAAAUCGAUGGCCGGCUGAAAGGAGACUAGACCCUGAUAGUGAUGGGCUGUCAGACCUGGCACAAGAAGAAGUGUCGAAGUCAAAUCACCACCUGAUGUAA
Messenger RNA from Lineus longissimus, 1491 nucleotides. RefSeq lists its product as uncharacterized. The transcript has a single exon. Bases 1 to 1491 code for a protein of 496 amino acids. The record is from RefSeq and is a predicted model, not a curated record. NCBI's taxonomy places the organism in Eukaryota, Metazoa, Nemertea, Pilidiophora, Heteronemertea, Lineidae.